UUCGAGCGCCCUGAGAAAAUAGUUCCUUUUGGUUCGUGCAUGUGGUGCCGACGAAUGGCUCCAGAUUGUAGGUUAUUUUCGUCAAUUUUAGCAUUAAUAUUACACUAAUCGAAUUGAACAACAAUAACUGCACCUGAAAGUGCUCCAAUCAUGGCGUCCCGUUUCUUUGCGACUGGUUCAUCCAGUGAGAGUGAGUCAUCCUCCAGCGAUAAUGAAGAGCCCGUUUUGCAGAAGCCCAUCAUCACCCAGCAACGGUUCUUCCUUAGCGAUGAUGAAGAAGAGGUUAAGAGGGUGGUGCGUAGUGCCAAGUCCAAAAGACAUGAUGAAAUCAUGGAUGUCAUCAAGCAGCUCAAGAAUCAGAAGAAGAUCCGAGAUGUGUCUCGAGUUCUGUCCAGCUUUGACGAUCUGACUCGAUGCUACCAGAAAGCACAGAAAGUGCUGAACCCAGACAGCAGCAUCCCACCACGCUUUUACAUCAAGACGUUGGUUGAACUAGAGGAGUUUAUUAAUGAGUGUUGGGAAGACAAGAAGAAGCUAUCUAAGAUGAAUGCCAGGGCACUGUCCACAUUGAGACAGAAGCUUCGCAAGUACUGCAGGGAUUAUGAAAAAGUCGUUGCAGAGUACAAAGAGAAUCCUGAUCUUGAGAAGGAGCAAGAUGAGGAUCAAGACCAAGGAGAUGAUGAUGACUUGGGGUCAGAUGACGAGGGUGGUAUGGGCAUCCCGGGUUCCAAGAGGACACCAUCAAAGAAGACGGGAGAGGAUGACGACAGUGAUAGCGAUAGCAGUUUCUGGGAUGACAGCAGUGAAAGUGAGAGUUCCAGCUCGGAAGCUGAAGUUGGCUAUGCAGGACUCACUGCAGCUUAUUUCUUGAAAUCGAAUAACCCUGAGAAGGAGGAGAAGUUUCUGACGAAGCGAAUCCAGCGCCGGAAGGAGCGUGAUGAGAGGAGAGCUAAAAUAGAAGAAGAUGAUGAUGAAGAAGAAGAAGGAUGGGAGAAGGUCAAAGGUGGAAUCCCCCUCAGCAAGGAAAAGCCCAAGAUGUUUGCUAAGGACACAGAGAUCACUCACGCCCUGGUCAUCAAGAAGCUGAAUGAGAUCGUGUCUGCCCGUGGCAAGAAAGGAACCAAUCGGAAGGAACAAAUUGAGUUGCUUCGUGAGCUGAGGACGAUCGCCGACCAACACAACUUGGGACCAGCCAUGGAUAUGAAAGUCUUGUUCAAUAUCACUGCUGCUAUCUAUGACUACAACCCUAAUGUAGCCACAUGUAUGAAGCCGGAUAUGUGGGCAAAGUGCCUGGACAGCAUUUCUGAGAUGUUGGAUCUGCUCAUCGCAAAUCCAGAUAUUACUAUCAAUGAGAACGUGCAGGAAGAUACAGAAGUUUAUGGGGAGAAGCCAUAUCGCAUCCGUGGCUGUGUUCUCACCAUAGUAGAACGUAUGGACAAAGAAUUCACUAAGAUCCUCCAGUCUGCCGACGCUCACUCAACAGAAUUUGUAGAUAGGUUGAAGGAUGAGACAAAGGUGACAAGUCUGAUCACCAAGUUACAGUCAUAUCUAGAAGAGCGAGGGAGCCCUUCUGAUCUCUGUCGCAUCUACAUACGUUAUAUCAACCACAUCUACUACAAGUAUGACUACAAUAAGCUGCAGCAGUUGGAGAAGCAAGUACAAGAACGAAGAGAGCGUAUCUUGAAGGAGAGCAAGGGGGAGUUGAAGGACCCAGAGUCUCCGGUUGAUAACAGCGAAGUCAUCGAGACUAAAGAAGAGAAAGGAACCAUCGAGGAGAGUGAGAGGGAGACAGAGGGAUCCCCGGAGGAGAGGAAAGUAGAGGAGAAGAAAGAGGAAGAAGAGAAGAAAGAAGAAGAGAAGAAAGAAGAAGAGAAGAAAGAAGAAGGACAAGAAACCGAGACGAAGGAGGAGACCAAGGACAAUGAGGAGGUUGAGAAGUCUGAAGAGUCCACAGGGGAGUUAAUGGACCGCAUGUGCAAGUUCAUCUAUUCUAAGGACACUACUGACCUGAUCCGUACACGAGGCAUGCUGUGUCACAUCUACCACCAUGCUCUCCAUGAUCGCUGGUACAUGGCUAGAGAUCUCAUGCUAAUGUCCCACCUCCAGUCCAAUAUACAACACUCCGAUAUUCCUACACAGAUCUUAUACAACCGGACCAUGGUGCAACUAGGUCUGUGCGCAUUUCGUCAUGGUAACAUCAAGGAUGCCCAUCAUGCAUUGCUGGAUAUCCAGAGCGGUGGUCGAGCCAAGGAGCUCCUUGCACAGGGGCUAUUGAUGCAGAGGCAGCAGGAGCGAGAUCCUACCCAGGAGAAAAUUGAGAAGAGUCGUCAGUUACCGUUCCAUAUGCACAUUAAUCUAGAACUACUGGAAUGUGUCUAUCUAGUGUCUGCUAUGCUGCUGGAGAUCCCAUACAUGGCCUCCCAUAACUUUGACAUCCGUCGCCGCAUGAUCAGCAAAAGCUUCCAUCAUCAGCUGAGACUGAGUGAGCGUCAGACCCUAGUAGGACCCCCAGAGAGUAUGCGAGAGCACGUGGUGGCCGCGUCUCGCGCAAUGCGCUACGGCAACUGGAAAGCGUGUAAAGAUUUCUUGGUGAAUGAGAAGAUGAAUGGGAAGGUGUGGAAUCUCUUCCCAAACAGUGACCAUGUUCGUGAUCUCAUCACAAGGAAGAUUCAGGAGGAGAGUUUGAGGACUUAUCUCUUCACCUACGGGAGUGUUUACGACUCAUUGAGUAUGAACACAUUGGCUGAGAUGUUUGAAUUGGAGAAACCUGUAGUGCACAGUAUCAUUAGUAAAAUGAUCAUCAAUGAAGAACUCAUGGCCUCCUGGGAUGAACCUGCUCAGACGAUCGUCAUGCAUCGCUGUGAGCCAACCAAGCUACAACAUCUUGCUCUACGUCUCUCAGACAAGGUCAAUAACCUUGUAGAGAACGGAGAAAGACUCCUAGAGUACCGCCAGAAUGAUGGGCGUGGAUUCAAGCAGGGUGAUGGACGCAACUUCAAACAAGAUGGGCGUGGCUACAACAAGGGCGAGCGAGGCAACUACAAUAAGGGCGACCGUGGCUAUAAACGAGAUGGGUACAAGAGAAGCGACGGCGGAGGCUACAAGAGAGGAGGCGGCGGUGGCAGAGGAGGGUACAGUAGGGGCGGAGGCAGAGGAGGGUACAAUAGGGACGACGGCGGAGGGUACAAGAGAGGAGACGGCCAGGGGUACAAGAGGGGAGAUGGCCAGGGGUACAACCGUGGGGAGAGAACUGCCUAUGGACGGAGCACUUAUGGGGGCAGUGACCGAGGUCGGCCAAGGAACCAGAAUACUUACUAAACUGAAUCACUACAUCGUGAACUUGGUCCUCAAUCUCCAUAUCAUCAGUUGACUGCACUUGGCAGUUUCCUUAGCAAGCUUUAACUUUAGUGAAGGUUAUUUAUAUUUCUUAAGUCAUGUCCAUUUUUCAGUUUUACUUGUGUAAAACACUUCAAUAAAAAAAUGUCAAUGGGAGCCAGUACAUGUUGUAUGUAACUGCAAACUACAGAAAUAUCUUGUUUUGUAAGUAAGUUACCAGCCAAACUACAGUAUCAUUUUAAUUGGUUGGUCCCCUGCUACAAAGCCAGCUUUACGAAAUUGGCCCAUGUGCAUGAAGGCCAUACACUUUGUAUAAUUUGAGGCCCCAACUUUUCACUGCGACAAUUCCUUGGCAGUUAUUAGAAUGUCAAAAUAAUUUGACCAAUCUUGUUUUUUUGUGUUAAAGCUAGGUGUACAGGGCCCGAUAUCAUACAUUUUGUGAGCACACAAUUUUAUGGAGCACAAAAUGCUAUGCUUAGCAGAAAAAAAUAAUAAGCUAAGAUUACAGAUAGUUGAUUUUACCUGUCUGCAUUACUUGUGGAGCGUUUGCUGAAAAAUACAUAUUUGCUGCUACAAAUCGUUAUGAAAUUGGGCCUAGGAGUGCUAGGCAAAACGGUGUUAAAAUGUUUAACUUAAAAUAAAUUACAGACUUCAGAGGCAAGUGUUGGACACUUUUGGAAUGGUACUUUCCAGUUUACGAAGAAUUAAGAGCUUUUUUCAAAAUGCCGACGUGACUUGGAAGAUGGAGCAUGAAACAAAAACCAGUCAUAACCAAUACUAGAUUAGUUUAACUUCCAAGAGGUAACCAUUAACUUUUGGUUAUUUAGCUGUGAAAACAGUUUAGCAAAUCAAUAAUAGUAGUAUGAAUUAAACCAGCAUAAAAACCAGAACAGAUCAACUUUGUUUGGCAAAAGAACUUCUGACUUUUAUUAAAAAUUCAUGAAGUAAAUGUAUUUUAAAAUAUCAUGAGCGUCUGGUGACAUGGAUACAAAUAAAAUGUGUCGUACAAUAAUUGCAAUUUGGUUCCAUUUUUUUGUGUAUGCGAGAUAAUGCUUGUAAGGGAGUGCAAUGGUGAGAGUAUUUUCGAAAGCUGAAAUAUGGAAUGUUCAUUUAAAAGGCAGUGAACACUAUUGGUAAUAACGUU
Molecule: messenger RNA, 4480 nt
Organism: Asterias rubens (European starfish)
Lineage: Eukaryota; Metazoa; Echinodermata; Asteroidea; Forcipulatida; Asteriidae
Product: eukaryotic translation initiation factor 3 subunit C-like
Exons: 21
Coding region: 151-3318 (1055 amino acids)
Biological process (GO): translational initiation
Cellular component (GO): eukaryotic translation initiation factor 3 complex
Molecular function (GO): translation initiation factor binding; RNA binding; translation initiation factor activity
Source: RefSeq, a predicted model, not a curated record